GGAAAAGACAGGCGGCGACGACCUCGACGAUGAUUUCGUCCCUGACGACCUUGUGGCCCUUUCGGAACCCGAAGGCGAGGGAGCGGCGCACUCCGCAGAUGGCGAAGACGUCGGUGCUCUCUUGAGUGCUGACGAAGAAAAAGCAGCCCCAUCGACCAGCCAGACUACUCUCGAUAAAAAGAGGAAACGUAGAGCAAAGGAAAAGGAACGCAAAGCAAAGAAAAAGAAACUGAAAAAGAAACUCGACGAGGAGGAUAACGACGUUCCACCACCCUCUGUAGCCUCCCAACCCCCAGCGAUGCUUUCAGACUAUCUCUCGUCUAUGCAGGCAAAAGUCUUCUCAAAAAUGUCCGUUAUCGAGCUCGCAGAUAUCCAAAUUCCUAACAGAGACUUCAAUAGCGGAUACGACCCUAUGGUCGGGAUCGAGGAACUUGGACCAGCUGACGGACUUCAUAACCAAAGUGCUUCCGACAUUGCGUACCCGGUUGGCACAAAGGCCUAAGAACAACGGGGCACCUACCCUCAUUUUCAUUGCUGGAGCUGCCCUUCGCGUGGCGGAUGUGACGCGCAUACUGAAGGACAAGAAGCUGCGCGGGGAGAAGGGUGGUGAUGUUGCGAAGCUCUUCGCGAAACAUAUCAAGCUCGAGGAGCAUAUCACAUACCUAAAGAGGACGAAGCUCAGUGCUGCUGCAGGCACGCCCGGUCGACUGGGGAAGCUGCUUGAAUCAGGCGCACUGCAAACCUCCGCGCUGACACAUAUUAUUCUCGAUGUAUCGCACCAGGAUGCCAAGAACCGAAAUGUUCUGGAUAUACCAGAGACACGAGACGAGGUCUUUAGGGGUGUCAUCGGGCCGCCGAAGGUAUUGCAAGGAAUCAAGCAAGGAAACAUCCAGCUGGUGUUGCUCUGAACGGUGCAGAUGGUGUUGACGGCGAUAUUAUAUUCCUUUUCGAAGAGCCCCAAGACUAGCCUACGCGCCGUGUUAAGCGAACGGGAGGGAACACGUUCAGAAACCUUUGGGGUUUGUCCGAAGUGUCAAUCGUGUCCACUUCGGAACCUUAUGUAUACCUUUGCGGUAUCCGCGUUCGUACGGCGAGUAUGUCGUGUACUUGUCCUUCGCCGGCAUCUCGUGCUCCUUUGGGAGCUCUAUGGCUCUCGUCAAUGCCUCGCAUUGAACUCCACUGGUCCGGACAGCCUCUAUGACAGCAUCUACUUUCUUCAGCCUCGCACGAGCAUUAGCUUUACGAGUCGGUGACAGCUUCCACGGAGUCUUCCAUACGAGACCACCCCAGGUCGCUGCCGUCGGUCGGAAAGCACCAAACAUCCUCACUCGCCUGUGUGGUCGCGGUGAGAAGCGAGAAAUGGUGAUCCAAAUGGAGAAAUUGUACCGAAGGAAGAGGUUGAUUUGGGACUGGAACCCCUGGUACCGGAGUUCAUUCUUGAUGUCGCGAGCAUUAAUCCAUUGGACCUCGAUAUCAUGAAGCUCACCGCGCUCUUCACCGCACGGCGCGGUAGGAAUUUCCUCGCGACCCUCUCUCAGCGAGAAGGGCGCAAUUACCAGUUUGACUUCCUUCGGCCGACGCAUUCCCUUUUCGGUUGUUUCAACCGCCUUGUGGAUCAGUAUUCCAGAGUUCUGCAUCCACAAAAGGAGAUGAUGGAGCAGCUGAAAGAGCGUACUAAGGAAGGUGCACGCUGGAAAGACCUCGAGAUCGCUCGGAAACGUGCUCGUUGGGAGCAAGUAAAGCGCGAGAGGCAGAAGAAGAGGGAAGACGACAAAGAAGCCGAACGAAUCGCCUUUGCUGAGAUUGAUUGGCAUGACUAUGCUGUUGUGCAGACAAUCGAGUUUACUGUUGCUGACGCGGCAUCCGAGUUGCCGCCACCUAUGAGCGUGCAGGAAGUGGAAAACAUGACUCUAGCGCAGAAGCGCAUGGCUGCUAUGAUCAUGGAGACUACCGCGGAAGAAAUCGAGGCACAGCGUGCUCGUCAGGCGGAGGCAGAGGCGGCGGCGGCAGCAGCCGUCGGUGGUGCUGGACUUGCUGCAAAUGGUGGCGAAGAUGAAGAGAUGAUGGAGGAGAGUGAUGACGAGGACAAGGAGGUGCAGGAGAGGAAGAAACGCGAAGAGGAAGAACGCCAGAGGGAGCUGGAGCGCGCUCGUGCUAUACAAGCAAGCGCAGAGGCUGGUGGUCCCAUGAAGAUUAGGACGGACUAUGUGCCCAAGCUGGGUAAACGUGGCAACGAGAAGAUGACCACUUGUACGAUUUGCGGACAACAAGUUGCCGUCGACGAACUGCAAGAGCACAUGCGUAUCGAGUUGCUCGAUCCUCGCUGGAAGUCCCAGCGUGAUGUUCUCGAGGCCCGCAAGGCGCAGGCAUCAGAGCUUCAGCGCGGUGCCAAUGUCGUCUCUUCACUCAAGAACCUCGCACGUACGCGUGUUGACAUCUUCGGUGCAGAGGAAGACGAAGCGCGCCGGAAGCAGGAAGAAGAGGAGGAGCGGCUCAAGCGGAGGGAGAGGGAAAAGGUUAUUUGGGAUGGUCACACCGCAACGAAAGCGACAACAAUGGACAAGUUCUCGACCAACGUCAACUUCGACGAGCAGAUUGCUGCUAUCCACAGAGCCAAGGGUCUCGGACCACAAGAUGCGAAUGCGAUCGGUCCGGGUAUCGGGACGGCACCCGCACCUGCACCUCUUACCUCUCUACCACCAGCGCCUUCGUCCUUGCCAGCUACACCAGCUUCCGGAGGCGCCGCAUUCAACGCCGCUACCGUGUCUUCUGGGCCUCAGCCGGCAUCUCUGUAUCCGCAGCCGUCACCGGUCAUGCUUCCCCCUUUGCACUACCAGGGUAUGGACGCUGCACAGCCAUUCGGCUACCAGCCACCACCCGUCGGUGCGCCUAUGAUGCCCGGCAGACCUCCUAUGGGUAUGCCAAUGCAAACCGGUAUGGUGCGUAACGCUGAUCAGAUGGAGGGCGCGGGAGAAGAAGCUCCACCAACGAAGAGACAGAAGAUUGCCAAGCUGCCUGGUGGUACAUACUACCCUGAGGCUGAUUGGAUCAAUAUGCAUCCUCAUCCCGUCGACCUGAUGAUCCAGCUUCCAAAUGAUCCUUUGAAGCCAGAGUGGAAGCUUGACGGGACCGCGGUCACACUCAAAGAUCUCCCUCUCAACCUGCUCGUGUCAAGUUUACGAGACCGCAUACUGCAGCAGACAGGCAGCACGAUUCCAGCGUCCAAGAUCCGGGUGUCGUACGCGGGCAAGAUGCUCACUAACGCGAACACGAUUGCGAGCUACAACCUCGAGCACGAGGACACGCUCGUCCUCAGCGUGCGCGACCCCAAAAAGAAGUAGUAUAUUGGGCGCUUUACUGUCUCGCGUGUAUAAUGAUGUUCGAGUGUUAUGCUUCUUCAUCUUGCUGAUUUUCCCAGAUCUGUUGCUAGAUAGUCGGUCAUCACGCGAGUUGUUUGACAGCUGAGAGAAAGAGAAGAAUGCAUUCCGAAAGAUUUACGGACAACGAAACUGUGAAGCGCGAUUACGAUAUUGAGCGUCCAGGAGAGAAACGUUGUCUAAGAAGUACAAACGUAUACGACAGAAACAGAUCUUAGAACUACAUCCUACACUGUACAGAUCCAUCCGAAAUAAACUUGCUGAAUGGUCUGUAUAGAACAAGACCAGGGCCCACCAAGAAGUGAGAGAAAGUAACGUGAGUGAACGAUGCGAUGAUUAGAGGAUGCGGCGGCAGACAAGGGCGAAAGCGAGCACGAGCAACACACAGAUUGCGGUGUCGAGCAGAAUCGGCGGGCGUGGCGUGUUGCGGCGCGUCAGCAUGGGUAUAUAAUCCGACAGUGGCGUCUGGGGGCGGGAGCCCUCGGCAGGCGUCACUGCUGCAGGAGGCGCCAGCGAGGAAGCGGCUGGCCGUCUUUCACGCAGCUCGUCCGCAGGGACUCGGGGCGCCGCCGGUGGCAAGGGGGUCGAUGGCUGGAUUGGGCUGGCGGGUAUGAUGAUGGACUUGGCGUCGAUGGGCCGCACUGGUUUCGGAGCAAUCAGUGGAGGGGAGCUCACAACAGCGACAGGCUCCGGCAGAGGCGCGGGGUCGGUGAGCGUCGUUGCUGUUGCGGCGUCCAGGACAUUCAAUGUGCGCUCAGCGGUGAGGCCAGGCGAUGCCGGCCGUUCGGGUAUACAUUCGGAAGCGGGUAUAUUAUCGGACUUAUUUGACGUGAAGGCGGAAGGUGAUGUGGAAGGUUGAGUUUCGUCCGCCGGAGAAUCUGGGAGACCUUCAAGAUUCGAUUUUUGACACGUUGGGCAGUUCCAUUCUCGAGACAAUGCAGCAAGCCGCUUGCGCUCUGCAGGUGGGUAUUCCAGAGCGCCAACACCGACGGCAGCGGUGCCUUUCAGCGGGAAGAAGCCUUGGAGCCCGACGAUGGCUGUGCGCACACCCCAUGCCGGCUGCCAGAGCUCCUCGUGGUAGUUCGUGAAACUUAUACAGAUCUUGGUAUUCAGCUCAAAGCGUCCAUUAGGGGUGAGCAUCAUGAUAGAUGGCGGGCGGAAGGGGUAUUCUGAAGGUAGUAAGAUCCGAAAGUGGUACAGCCCACCCUCGAACUCGGUGCCCGGUGUGCCUCUUAUAGUACAAUGCCAUUCAAAGAUAUCGUCCUCCAGAGGCCCCGCAGUAUAAUCUGUGCUUGGGUCGUUGGCAAGUUCACGAGCUUCCUGCAUAAUCCGCUUGACAGCGGAGCUGUUCAUGUUGUAUCCUGAGCGGUGGGCCAUGUUCGGCGAGAUGUAGAGGGAGCAGCUGUCAACUAGAGAAUGUGGUGGUUAGUGCUUGAGAUGAGAUGGGUAAC
Phanerochaete carnosa HHB-10118-sp is the source of this 4828-nucleotide messenger RNA. RefSeq lists its product as uncharacterized. Gene Ontology annotation, molecular function: RNA binding; protein binding. Gene Ontology annotation, biological process: regulation of alternative mRNA splicing, via spliceosome; mRNA cis splicing, via spliceosome. The transcript is spliced from 21 exons. The coding region runs from base 1476 to 3341 and encodes 621 amino acids. Gene Ontology annotation, cellular component: U2-type prespliceosome; U2 snRNP; catalytic step 2 spliceosome. Lineage: Eukaryota; Fungi; Basidiomycota; Agaricomycetes; Polyporales; Phanerochaetaceae. The record is from RefSeq and is a predicted model, not a curated record.